Protobothrops mucrosquamatus (brown spotted pit viper) is the source of this 4205-nucleotide messenger RNA. RefSeq names its product PR/SET domain 10 (gene PRDM10). Gene Ontology annotation, molecular function: protein binding. The transcript has 20 exons. Lineage: Eukaryota; Metazoa; Chordata; Lepidosauria; Squamata; Viperidae. The record is from RefSeq and is a predicted model, not a curated record. The coding region runs from base 78 to 3449 and encodes 1123 amino acids. Gene Ontology annotation, cellular component: nucleus.
AUAGUACAUUGAUUUAAGGUACAACCUACGUAUGAAUCUCUGCAGACAAGCUUAGUUGCAUCAUUAACUACCCCAGGAUGGAGUCCCAUAGCCAAGAUGACAUGGAUUUGAAAGCGGAAACUGCUCAAGUGUGGUCUGAAUCAGUUGAGCAGGACCAGAACACUACGCAGGUGCACUUUGUCCCUGAAAAUGGAACAGUGGCACAGAUUGUGUACAGUGAUGACCAAGAUCGUCCUUCCCAACAAGUGGUCUACACAGCUGAUGGCACAUCUUACACUUCUGUAGAUACUUCAGAGCACACAUUAGUUUACAUCCACCCUGUGGAAGCCACUCAGACUCUUUUUACAGACCCAUCUCAAGUCACCUAUGUUCAGCAAGAUGCUGAUACGCAGCAGGUGUCAAUACCAGUUCAUAGCCAAGCAUUGCCUCCCAUGGAGGCUGUGGAUGAUCCUGGCUCUCUAGAAACUUUGCACAACCCAUUGGGUAGUAUGGAAGCAAAAGAGCAAAAUGAGGAGGAGGGGGAUGAGGAGGAAGAGGAGGACGAGGAAGAAGAGGAGGAAGAGGAGGACGAGGACGAGGAGGACGAGGAGGAAGAAGGGGAAGACACAGACAUGGAGGAAUGGGACCCAGAUCCACCUCGUCCUUUUGACCCAAACGACCUCUGGUGCGAGGAAUGCAACAACGCACAUCCCUCGGUUUGUCCAAAGCACGGGCCCUUGCAUCCCAUCCCUAACCGACCAGUUUUGACCAGAGCCAGAGCCAGCCUUCCCUUGGUGCUUUACAUAGACCGGUUUUUGGGAGGAGUCUUCUCCAAGCGACGCAUUCCCAAGCGCACGCAAUUUGGCCCUGUGGAAGGACCUCUGGUUAGGUUAUCAGAGCUGAAGGACUGCUACAUUCAUCUAAAGGUGUCCCUUGACAAAGGUGACAGGAAAGACCGGGAUCUACAAGAGGACCUUUGGUUUGAGUUGUCCAGCGAAGCUCUUUGCAACUGGAUGAUGUUUGUGCGCCCUGCCCAGAAUCACCUGGAACAAAACCUAGUAGCCUACCAAUACGGUCACCAUAUUUACUACACUACAAUUAAAAAUGUUGAGCCUAAACAAGAACUCAAGGUGUGGUAUGCUGCCUCCUAUGCAGAAUUUGUCAAUCAGAAAAUCCAUGAUGUAUCGGAGGAAGAGAGGAAAGUUCUUCGAGAACAAGAGAAAAACUGGCCAUGUUAUGAGUGCAAUCGACGGUUCAUGAGCUCAGAACAGCUCCAGCAACAUCUCAACUCUCAUGAUGAAAAGCUGGACUUCUUCAGCAGAGCAAGAGGCAGAGGUCGCGGACGAGGGAAGCGAAGGUUUGGUCCAGGAAGGCGACCUGGCCGUCCUCCAAAAUUCAUGCGUCUAGAAGUAACCAAUGAAAACGGGGGGAAGUGUGCAGAAGAGAGCCAGGACUUGCUGCCUUUUGCCACUAAGGGACAGUUUGAUGAAGCUGGACAAGCUACCCUAAAUGGACUAGACCAACCCGAGCAGACCCCAGUCAUCCCAGAAACGUCGUCCUCCUUGGAUCAGCUGCCUGAAAGCCACUCACUGCAGCUUCAGCCACAUGAGCAGACGGUCGUGGCUACCCCAAGCCUGAUAACAGCAGACGACAUGCGGCGAGCAAAGCGUAUCCGGAAUGCAGCUCUUCAGCACUUAUUCAUCCGGAAGUCAUUCCGCCCAUUCAAAUGCCUGCAUUGCGGAAAGGCGUUCCGUGACAAGGACAAAUUAGACCAACAUUUAAGGUUCCACGGACGGGAAGGGAAUUGUCCUUUGACCUGCGACAUCUGCAACAAGGGCUUCAUGAAUAGCAGCGCCCUGGAAAGUCAUAUGAAGUUCCACCUGGACCAGAAGACCUACUCUUGUAUUUUCUGCCCAGAGUCCUUUGACCGUUUAGACCUGCUGAAAGAUCAUGUGGCAAUCCACAUUAAUGAUGGCUACUUCACUUGUCCUACCUGCAAAAAACGCUUUCCGGAUUUUAUCCAGGUGAAAAAGCACGUGCGCAGCUUCCAUUCAGAAAAGAUUUACCAGUGCACAGAAUGCGAUAAGGCUUUCUGUCGGCCUGACAAACUGCGGCUUCACAUGUUGCGGCAUUCAGAUCGCAAGGACUUCCUGUGCUCCACCUGCGGCAAACAGUUUAAGAGGAAAGACAAGUUGCGAGAACACAUGCAGAGAAUGCACAAUCCAGAAAGGGAAGCCAAGAAAGCCGACCGGAUUAGUCGCUCCAAAGCCUUCAAGCCCCGGAUCGCCUCUACGGAUUAUGAGAGUUUCAUGUUCAAGUGUCGCCUGUGUAUGAUGGGUUUCCGAAGACGAGGCAUGCUGGUGAAUCAUUUAUCAAAGAGACAUCCUGAAAUGAAAAUAGAAGAAGUGCCAGAGCUAACACUGCCUAUCAUCAAGCCUAAUAGAGAUUAUUUCUGUCAGUACUGUGAUAAGGUUUAUAAGAGUGCCAGCAAGCGGAAAGCCCACAUUUUGAAAAACCACCCAGGUGCAGAACUUCCUCCCAGUAUCCGAAAGUUGCGUCCAGCAGGCCCAGGAGAACCAGAUCCAAUGCUGAGUACGCACACCCAACUGACUGGAACAAUCGCCACACCGCCUGUUUGUUGUCCUCAUUGUUCCAAACAGUAUAGCAGUAAGACAUCAGAUUUGCUGACUCAAGCCAUGACAGAACUAUCACAGACUCUAACCACCGACUACCGAACGCCACAGGGUGAUUUCCCACGUAUUCAGUAUAUUCCUGUAUCACAAUCCACAGCUGGCUUGCAACAGCCACAACACAUACAGUUGCAGGUUGUGCAAGUGGCUCAGGCUACCUCACCUCAUCAGACCCAGCAUUCCACAGUAGACGUUGGUCAGCUACAUGACCCUCAGUCAUACACCCAGCACGCUAUCCAGGUACAGCAUAUCCAGGUCACUGAACCAGCCUCUGCAGCCUCAUCAUCUUCACAGGUGGUCAGCCAGCCCUUGAGUCCUUCUUCCCAGCCAACUCAGCAGGAACUCAGCCCUUCCCAGAUACAGACAACUCCCUCCUCCCAAAAUCAGUCGCAGCCGGGUUCUUCAGUCCAGCAAGCCUAUCUUCCCAACACAUGGAACUCGUUUCGCACCUAUCCUUCCGAGAUUCAGAUGAUGACUAUCCCUCAGGGCCAGUACGUGAUUGCAGAGACAGCUGUGGGCCCUCCUGUCACAACGGUGAGCACAGGGCAAGUCAAAACAGUUGCCCAGACACAUUAUGUGAUCGCGGAAAGUCAGUCCGAGCUUGAAGUCAAGCCAAGCCUGUCUCUUUCUAGCAGUGUGGAAGUAGAUUUAUCUCAGCCAGCCACCCAUUCUGACUCUUUGGACUCGCAAGCGGCCAGCGAGCAGCAAACGACACAGUACAUCAUUACGGCCACCAGCAACACCAACGGAGUCGGCGACUUGCACAUCGAAAAGCCGUGAAGUAGGUUUGCAGCCAAGAAGGACAUCUAGUGGGCAUGAGUGACAUUUGAAGUCUUCAUCCCGAAUAUUGAAGGCACCCAACAGCUCUUUGACAAAGUAUAUUUUGUACACCUUGAAGUUCUACCUUAUACACUGAGGCUUCGCAGAGCUUCAGAUCUCAAUGAAACCCAAGCAAAAUAUUUCAGGAUACCACCUUCUUCUGGACCUCUUCCCCAAUUGAUUCUCCUCCCCCCAACUGUGGACAGUUUUUCAGCAGCGGAAGCAAAGUUUGCCGAGCACACAACCAUUGGCAGAAUCUAUCUCAUGUACAUUUCAGUUGCUUACAUUUCUUUCCGCUUUAUUAUAUUUCUCCCCACCCCCAAGUUUGCCUGUGAAAGAAGAGAACAUGCAGCUUGAAAUGGAGAAUAAAAUAAACAGAUAGCCUGGAACUAAGACUCAAUUACAAGCCAUUAUUUCCUGACAUUUGUUCGACAAGAGAAGACAGUGAAACUGUGAAGCUGUGCAGAAGCAGUUAAAUUAUUAAUUAGGUUGUUGGUAUUGUUGGAAUACCCCGUGUUUACAUAACCGUCUGCACUGCCCAAACAUUCAAUCCGAACGAGUGUGAAGGAAACUACCUUGGAGCCUCCAGAAGCCUAAUCAAAUCAGAGGAGUAUAAAAACACAAGAGUCUGAGCCUUUAUGCCUUUGAUUGUGUUGUCUUGAUGAAACAGGGAUCCUUCGUUUUCUCCUCAAAACCAAUAAAAAGGCUCAGAGAUGG